This is a messenger RNA of Aphis gossypii (cotton aphid), 1059 nucleotides long. RefSeq lists its product as uncharacterized. Bases 1 to 1059 code for a protein of 352 amino acids. NCBI's taxonomy places the organism in Eukaryota, Metazoa, Arthropoda, Insecta, Hemiptera, Aphididae. Gene Ontology annotation, molecular function: protein dimerization activity. The record is from RefSeq and is a predicted model, not a curated record. The transcript has 4 exons.
AUGUUACAUGAAUUUCAAAUAAAUCUUGGUCUUUCGCAACGGUCUAUUAGUAAAAUCUGUGAUACGCGAUGGAUAUGCAGAUAUAAAACCUGCAAUGCUAUAAAAACAAAUUUUAAAGCAAUAGUUAAGGCAUUACGAUUUGAAAUUAAUGAGACAUCAGAUAAAGAUGUUACUCAAGCUAUAGGUAUAUUAAGCUCAAUUGAAAAAGCAUCAUUUGUAAUUCAUAUGUUUAUACUGAAUGAUGUUUUAAAUAUAAUAAAUAUUCUGAGUAAUCAACUACAGAAAAAGACAGAAACAUUGGGUAAUGCCGCUAAUUUGAUUAAUGGAGUUAUCACAACCUUUGAAAAAAAUAGAUCUUGUGAUUAUUUCUCAAUAUUAUGGCAACAAAUAGAAGUAUUUUCCAACGAUAAUGAUAUAUCACUAAAUGUUCCCUCUAAAGGUUCUAAACGUACAAGAAAACAGCCAAAUAGGUAUGAGCACUUUGUGGUGUUAGAGAUAACUGGAGAAGAAAAUGAAGGAGAGUGUAACAUCGAAACAGAAGAAGAAUACUGGCGAGGAGUGGCUUACUACAGAAUUAUCGACACGUUAAUUAUUAAUCUUAAAAGCAGAUUUUCAACCGAAAGCUUAUUAUUAGCCACUUCGUUAGAUAGUUUUCUCAAAAUGGAUUCAAAAAACAGUGAAUAUUUUAUUAAUCAAUAUCUGUCAAUUUUAAAUGUCAAUCAAGAAGAUUUAAAGGCGGAGAUGCUCGUUGCUAAAAAUUGUGCAUUAAAUUUAAAUAAUGAUUUUGAAUUAGACACCAUCAAAGAAAUUGUGAAGAAGAAUACAUUUCCAAACAUAUACAAGCUGUUUCAAGUAGCUCUAACCAUUCCGAUAGGUUCGGCAACAUGCGAGCGAUCCUUCUCAUGUAUGAGACGCAUUAAAAAUUGGUUGAGAACAUCAAUGGUGCAAGAUCGAUUUUCAAAUUUAGCCAUUUUAAAUAUUGAGAGAGAUAUGUCAAAUAAUAUAAACAAUAAUGACAUACUGGAAAAAUAUAAUAAAAUAAAAAACCGACGAAUGUAG